Messenger RNA from Mesorhabditis spiculigera, 2118 nucleotides. The record is from the annotation of a GenBank genome assembly. Lineage: Eukaryota; Metazoa; Nematoda; Chromadorea; Rhabditida; Rhabditidae.
AUGGAUCUGUUGAAGAUGGCUAUCAAUUACAUUGAGUUUCUACAAGAGAGGCUUGUCGACUCGAUAAAACCUGCUGAGGAGGAGAUUGCGCCGGCGGCUGCUCCUGUUGAAGACGCUGAAGUCCCUCACGCAAAAUACAAGCACGGCAAGAAGAGGGGCAAGCAGACGCGGGAUAACCCUCCGAGGCGGAAGAGCAAGAAGCCCGUCGAGCCUCCCUCCGCAGUGCCGAACGUCCCGACCCCGAGCGUUGCCGAGGAUGCUCCGUUUCAGAUGCUGCCUCCGCUCUGGCAACCGUACCCAUUCCCGUUCCCAAUCCCGACCAUGUCCGACGUCUUCUACCCCUCUGGAUUGCCGAUGCCUCAGACGCCACAGAAGCUGUGCGCCGCAUUCGCCAAGCUUCGCGACCUGCUCCCAGCCCCAACGGCAGACGGCCACAAAUUUCGUUUCAUUAAGCUAGAGGUGCUGAAGAUGGCCACCGAAUAUAUCGAUUAUCUCGGAAAGUUACGCCUUGAAAUUGCAGCGAUGGUAAUCACCUCCGAGUUCACGACCGACGCCCCGACGCAGCCACUCCACAUUUCACUCCUCGACAAAUAUGAGUAUUUUGCCAAGGAACGCCCCGAUUUGAUCGUUUUUCGCAACUCGGAGAACCACGACGACUGCCUCACCUACGCCCAGCUCCGCGAUAACGUAUGCAGCAUCAUACUACCAAACUGCUGGCAAUUUCCUAUUGCCAUGAUUGGUGCCUGGACCGCCGGAAUGACGGCUUCCGGCGCUAGCGUGCAGUUUACGCAUUACGAACUCAAGCACCAGUUCGACGAUUCCGAAGCUUCUGUUAUCAUCACGGAAGAUACAUACCUAGACAAAGUCUUAAAAGCUGCCGAGGGCUCGAAGAGGAUUCGGAAAAUCAUCGCCCUCCGAACAAAGCCAGACCCGCUACCAAAGGGUGUCAUGGAUUUUGAAGAAAUGCUAAAGUGCAAGCCCGAUUUCGACUACAAAGCAGUGAAAUUUGAUUUGAAGGAAGAUUUGAUUACGCUACCAUAUAGUUCGGGAACCACGGGAGCUCCAAAGGGCGUUAUGAUCACCCACUUCAACCUGGCGAGCUGUCUGGAGAUGUUUUUAUUCAACGAAAAGCGCAAAUGGGCCGAGCUAGGGAUGCCUUUUGACAUUGUGAUCGGCAGAAAUUCACUGGCUAUACUGCCGCAGUAUCAUGCUAUGGGAAUGUUUACCAUGGUCGCCCUCACAUUCAUGGGGAUUCAACAAAUCAUGUUCCGCAAGUUCCACCUCGAGUCGAUGCUAAUGCAUAUCGAGAAGUUUGAUACAACAGUCCUGAUCCUCGUGCCGGCCAUCAUCAACCAAAUGGCGUUCUCCCCUCUACUAGACAAAUACGACAUGUCGUGUCUGAUGACGAUCAAUUCCGGGUCAGCUCCGUUGAGCAAGAACGUCAUCGAGAGGUUGAAGGAGAGACUACCGGAUAUCAAUAUUAGGCAGAGCUACGGUAUGACGGAAAUGUCACUUGGAUGCCACUUUUCCGUAUUGAACCAACCAGACAAUGCGACCGGAAAGCUGACCGCUAAUAUGUCGAUGAAGGUAGUAAACCAAGAAACCGGAAAAGAGUGCGGGCCGAUGGAGAUGGGCGAGUUACGAGUAAAGGGACCAGUGAUCAUGAAAGGCUACAAAAAUCGGCCCGAAGACACGAAGAAGACGCUCGAUGCGGAUGGAUGGUUGAUUACAGGAGACCUCGUCUACUACGACAAAGAGGGGUUCUUAUACGUUUGUGAGCGGGCAAAGGAGUUGAUCAAGGUCAAGGGGGCACAGGUCGCGCCAGCAGAGCUAGAAGACGUCAUCCUCGGUCAUUCUGGAGUCGUCGACUGUGCGGUGGUUGGUGUUCAGCACGAGAUAAACGGAGAGGCCCCACGAGCCUUCGUGGUCCGAAAAAGUGACGGCGUAUCUGAAGAGGAUAUCCAUCGCUUUGUUAAUGAACGCGUUGCCCGGUAUAAACAACUCACUGGCGGCAUCAUUUUCGUCGAAACAAUCCCCCGGACCCCAACUGGAAAAAUUCUAAGGCGACGCCUGAAGGAGAUGUAUCCUGCGGAGAAUUCUGAAAUCAGGGCCAAGCUG